Messenger RNA from Staurois parvus, 349 nucleotides. NCBI's taxonomy places the organism in Eukaryota, Metazoa, Chordata, Amphibia, Anura, Ranidae. The record is from the annotation of a GenBank genome assembly.
ACUGCGGACACAGUACAGGGGAUGACCAGAGACUGCGGACACUGUACAGGAGAUGACCAGAGACUGCGGACACGGUACAGGAGAUGACCAGAGACUGCGGACAUGGUACAGGAGAUGACCAGAGACUGCGGACACAGUACGGGAGAUGACCAGAGACUGCGGACAUAGUACAGGGGAUGACCAGAGACUGCAGAUAGUACAGGGGAUGACCAAGAGACUGCAGACAGUACAGGGGAUGACCAAGAGACUGCAGACAGUACAGGGGAUGGCCAAGAGACUGCGGACACAGUACAUGAGAUGACCAGAGACUGCAGACAACAGUACAGGGGAUGACCAAGAGACUGCGGAC